Messenger RNA from Phascolarctos cinereus (koala), 1343 nucleotides. The record is from RefSeq and is a predicted model, not a curated record. Lineage: Eukaryota; Metazoa; Chordata; Mammalia; Diprotodontia; Phascolarctidae.
AGCUACUGAUUGGCUAGGGAGGAUAAAAAUCUUUGUAGAAAUUCAAGUAACUUGAUUAACUCAAUGGCCGGCACAGGUAUCAUUGGACAAAACAACAUCUUCUUUUUAACAUUUGUCUUCGGUUGAGAGUUUGGAGAUGAAAAUUGAUAUCCACAGUCAUAUUUUGCCUAAAGAAUUGCCUGACCUGAAAAAGAGAUAUGGCUACGGAGGAUGGGUGCAGCUCCAUCACGACAGCAAGGGAAGAGCCAAAAUGAUGAAAGAUGGAAAGCUCUUCCGAAUUGUCCAAGAAAACUGCUGGGAUCCAAUAGUUCGUAUUAGAGAAAUGGAUCAAACAGGAGUAACUGUCCAAGCCCUUUCUACAGUCCCUGUUAUGUUUAGCUACUGGGCCAAACCUCAAGAUACCUUAGACCUGUGCCAAAUUUUAAAUAACGACUUAGCUGCAACUGUUGCAAAGUACCCAAAGAGGUUUGUUGGCUUGGGAACAUUGCCAAUGCAGGCUCCAGACCUGGCAGCGAAAGAGAUGCACCGAUGUGUGAAGGAGCUGGGUUUUCCUGGGAUACAGAUUGGAUCCCACAUCAAUGACUGGGACCUGAACUCUAAGGAGCUCUUCCCUGUCUAUGCUGCUGCAGAACAGCUGAACUGCUCCUUGUUUGUACACCCCUGGGACAUGCAGACAGAUGGACGGAUGGCCAAGUACUGGCUUCCCUGGCUAGUGGGCAUGCCAGCAGAAACCACCACAGCCAUUUGUUCCAUGAUUAUGGGAGGAGUCUUUAAGAAGUUUCCUAACCUUAAAGUGUGUUUCGCACAUGGAGGUGGUGCUUUUCCAUUCACAGUGGGGAGAAUAUCUCAUGGAUUCAAUGUGCGUCCUGAUUUGUGUGCCCAAGACAACUCAACCGACCCAAAGAAAUACCUGGGUUCUUUUUAUACGGACUCCCUGGUUCAUGAUCCUCUGGCUCUGAAGCUGCUGACAGAUGUUAUAGGAAAGAUAUGGACAAUGGAGGCAUCCUUGAACUCCUGGGAGAUAACCUCCUCUUGCCAUAUAACCCAGAUUUCAAUCAGCUUUUAUAUGAUCAACAGAAGCUCUGCCUUGUAAAACUCAAUUGGAAUAGAAUCAGCACCAGGCAGCAUGCCACAUAAGAGGAGCCUAAUAGCAUUCAAAACCUCUUCUUCAGCUGGAAGUCUGGCUAGAAAUUGACUUCAGCCUGAAGUAUAUGGUCAAUGGUUAAUGAUGGUCUUUUGAGAGCACUAUGGAAGCAUUGAGUCCAGCUGUCUAGGAUCACAUCCUUAUCAGUAAUCAAUGUGGCUUCAUCAGCACUGAGUAGUUGAGAUGCACCAUAGGUCUU